Molecule: messenger RNA, 2949 nt
Organism: Nerophis lumbriciformis (worm pipefish)
Lineage: Eukaryota; Metazoa; Chordata; Actinopteri; Syngnathiformes; Syngnathidae
Product: disks large homolog 4-like
Biological process (GO): AMPA glutamate receptor clustering; chemical synaptic transmission; postsynaptic neurotransmitter receptor diffusion trapping
Cellular component (GO): neuron projection; postsynaptic density membrane; neuromuscular junction
Molecular function (GO): ionotropic glutamate receptor binding; protein kinase binding
Source: RefSeq, a predicted model, not a curated record
UCAGAGGGAAGAGAUGCCGCUGAAGAGAGACGAUACUCAGCGAGCGCUGCAGGUGAUGGAGGCCUGUUCUGAAGGGGUCAAGGGUGACGCAGAGAAGCUACUUAACAUCUUCCAGAGUGACCUCUUUCAGGCAUUGCUCGACAUUCAGGAAUUCUACGAGCUGACAGUUUGUGAAAGCCACACCACGAGCCCCCUGCAUACACCUGUUCAGAAGUAUCGUUACCAUGACGAUGACCAACCAAGCCCUGGGAACGUGACUGAUGGACACGCCCCCGAGUUGACGCGCACACACCUGGACACACACAUACAGCCGGCUGCCCUAACUAUGAACGGAUCUGAAGGCGAGCUGGAGUAUGAAGAGAUCACGUUGGAGAGGGGAAACUCGGGGCUGGGCUUCAGUAUUGCUGGAGGAACUGACAAUCCUCACAUUGGAGAUGAUCCAUCAAUUUUUAUUACUAAAAUAAUUCCUGGAGGAGCUGCUUCUCAGGACGGACGUCUCAGGGUGAACGACAGUAUCGUGUUUGUCAACGACGUGGACGUGCGUGAGGUCACUCACUCCGUGGCGGUAGAGGCCCUGAAAGAGGCGGGGCCUGUUGUCCGGCUGUAUGUUCUGCGGCGACGCCCACCGAGCGAACAUGUGACGAAGAUCAAACUGAUGAAAGGACCCAAAGGUCUGGGCUUCAGCAUCGCUGGUGGGAUUGGGAACCAGCACGUCCCGGGAGACAACAGCAUCUACGUUACCAAGAUCAUUGAGGGUGGAGCAGCGCAGCGGGACGGUCGGCUCCAGAUCGGCGAUAAGAUCCUGGCGGUCAACCAUUUGUCUCUGGAGGACGUUCUGCACGAAGACGCUGUGUCAGCUUUAAAGAACACGGGCGAGGUGGUCUACUUGAAGGUGGCCACGCCCACCUCCCAUUACAUCCACCCGACAGAUCGAUUCAGCCCCCCCGACCUCACCAGCUCCUACAUGGAGCCAGACUACAUGUGUGAUUACCCGCAAGCCCUACCGCCGCCGUCACCGCAACGCUACUCGCCGCUUCACCGUGGCAUGAUGGGAGAGGAUGACUACGGUCGGGAGCCUCGUCGAGUGUGCGUGCAGCGCGGUGCCAGUGGUCUGGGCUUCAACAUCGUGGGUGGCGAGGAUGGCGAAGGAAUCUUUAUCUCCUUUAUUCUCGCCGGAGGACCGGCGGAUCUCAGCGGAGAACUCCAGAAGGGGGAUCAGAUACUCAGCGUAAAUGGCGUGGAUCUCAGAUUUGCCACACAUGAACAAGCUGCAGCCGCUCUUAAAAACGCUGGUCAAACCGUUACCAUAGUAACACAAUACAGACCAGAGGAAUACGGACGCUUCGAAGCCAAGAUCCACGACCUACGCGAACAGAUGAUGAUCAGCUCACCAGGAAGUCUGCGCGCCAGCCGCAGCUUCUACGUCAGGGCCUUGUUUGACUACGACAAGACGUGGGACUGCGGCGUCCUGUCACAAGCGCUGGACUUCAACUUUGGGGAGGUGCUUCACGUGAUUGACAGCUCAGACGAGGAGUGGUGGCAGGCCAGACGGGUUAACCAGCAGGGGGAGAUUGAGGAGCUGGGAUACAUCCCCUCCAAACACAGGGUGGAAAGGAAAGAGUGGUCACAAAUGAAGAGCAAAGGUUUCGUUCAAAGCUACGAGGCGGUCACACAGACCGAAGUGGACUACGCCCGACCCGUCAUCAUCCUGGGGCCGACCAAAGACCGAGUCAACGACGAUCUGCUGACUGACUUCCCAGACAAGUUUGGCUCCUGCGUCCCACAUACAACUCGCCCUCGCAGGGACUACGAAAUGGACGGGCGGGACUACCACUUCGUGUCAUCGCGAGAACAGAUGGAGCGCGACAUUCAGUCGCAUCACUUCAUUGAGGCAGGACAGUACAACAACCACCUGUAUGGCACGUCGGUGCAGAGCGUCAGACAGGUGGCCCAACAGGGCAAGCACUGUAUCCUGGAUGUGUCGGCCAACGCAGUGAGGAGGCUGCAGGCAGCUCAGCUUCAUCCCAUCGCCAUCUUCAUCAGACCACGAUCUCUAGAGAAUGUGCUUGAUCUGAACAAGCGCCUGUCAGAGGAUCAAGCCAGGAAAGUUCUCGAUCGAGCCAUCAAAAUGGAACAGGACUUCCUUGAGUGUUUCACUGCCAUCGUGCACGGGGACACCUUCGAGGAGGUUUACCACCAGGUCAAAGUGGUCAUCGAGGAGCAGAGCGGUCCAUACAUUUGGGUGUUGACCCGCGACAGGCUCUGAUUGAUCAUCCCCUCCCUUGCACAUAUUGUUUUCGUGACGGUGUAUCCACGGCGACACAGGGCGGGAGUGGGCAUAUGUGAUCAGAUCCGUAUCAUAACACUUAUAGAAUUUAUCUAACAUGUUUAUAUUAUCCUAUUUAUUUAUUGUAUUUAUGGAUUGAUUUAAUCGUGCUGUACAUGGGCUGUGUGUGUGUGUGUGUGUGUGUGUGUGUGUGUGUGUGUGUGUGUGUGUGUGUGUGUGUGUGUGUGUGUGUGUGUGUGUGUGUGUGUGUGUGUGUGUGUGUGUGCGCGUGCGUGUGACUGUAAAUACAACUAUGGGGCUUAAACAAACGUGCGCACGCACAUACACACACACACAGACACACACACAGUGAGUUCAGGGCUUUCACUUCACGCAAUGCUUUGCUUUGACCACCACAAACAUGGUCAUGUCCUGAUCACAUGACCAGAGCAUUGGGGGAGGGCUCAAAUGGAGCCUUUUUAUCUAUGGGAAUCUGCCCUCUCCUCGACAUGUCUGGACUUCACCUCCCUCAACUCCUUUUGUGCAGCAACAACACUGUGGUCACAUCACGGCUCCGCCACCUGAGCUAAUGCUAACUACUAAUGACUUCCCAUGCUUCCCAUCUGCUGAGUAAGUGUGAGCGAAUGAUGACAAUGAGUCCGAUUAAAUCUUGGAAUAAUGAG